Anoplopoma fimbria (sablefish) is the source of this 4712-nucleotide messenger RNA. RefSeq names its product ST3 beta-galactoside alpha-2,3-sialyltransferase 3a (gene st3gal3a). The record is from RefSeq and is a predicted model, not a curated record. Gene Ontology annotation, molecular function: sialyltransferase activity. Lineage: Eukaryota; Metazoa; Chordata; Actinopteri; Perciformes; Anoplopomatidae.
ACCACCGGGAUGUUUUCACUUUACGCUAAUGUCAGUGUUGAACGAUGCACGUCGGUAGCUCGGUGGCCAACGCGGCGGCAGGAGGCACUGACGGCUUCGAGGUCAACUUGAAAAAUUAACGUUAUCCGUCCGGCACCGGUGCGGGACGUGCCAUGCACUCUAGCUGGAGAUGAGAAUGAAACCCAGUCGCCAGUUCUUCCUGGGCCUGUGCUCCAUGCUGGCCCUGGGAUUCCUGUACAACUCAGGGUGGAUCAGUUUACGUGGAUGGGGCAAGGAUUCAUUGUAUGACAAUCAAGGGUUCCUUCUGAAGCUGGAUGGCGUCAGUCUGCCGUUGGAGCUGAUGUACAAGUACGGCAAUCUAAGCGAGGGAACCUGUAAGCCUGGUUUUGCCGCCGCCAAGAUGGCAGCCAUUUAUCCAAAGUUCACCAAACUGGCACCCAUGUUCCUCAACCCGAAUUACAAACGGUUCUCCAAGAUCGGUGAUUAUUCCCCUCCGUUUGGUGUAAAAUCACAAGAGAACAUCAUAGAUAUUCUCCUGUAUGCUACUAAGAGCUAUGGCCUCGGGGAAGAGUUCGAGAGCAUGAGCUGUAAGACGUGCAUCAUCGUGGGGAACGGGGGAAUCCUGGCCAACAGGUCUCUGGGACAAAGGAUCGAUGAGUUCGAUGUGGUGGUCAGGUUGAACGAGGCCCCGGUGAGGGGCUUCGAGAGGGACGUCGGCUCCAAGACCGCGAUGAGGAUCACCUAUCCAGAGGGGGCCAUCCAAAAGACAGAGCGCUAUGAGGAUAAGUCCCUGUUUGUCCUCUCGGCCUUCAAAGCUCUGGACUUCAAGUGGCUCCGACACAUGGUCUACAACCAUAAGCUGCACAGCACUGAUGGAUUCUGGAAGUCGGUGGCCAAGCAGGUUCCAAGGGAGCCCAGCGACAUGCGCAUCCUGAACCCCUACUUCAUCCAGGAGGCCUCCUUCAAGCUCAUCGGCUUGCCUCACAACAAUGGACAGAUGGGCAGAGGGAAUAUCCCCACCCUGGGGUCGGUCGCCAUAACUAUGGCCCUCCAUAACUGUGACGAAGUAGCAGUGGCUGGAUUCGGCUACAACAUGAGCACCCACGCCCCUCUGCACUAUUAUGAGAAGAUCAGGAUGGCAGCCAUCAAAGAGUCCUGGACUCACAACAUAUCUAGAGAGAAGGAGUUCCUGCAGAAGUUGGUGAAGGCUGGAGUCAUCCAGGACUUGACCAACGGGAUCUGCGGUGCAGGAUGCUGAUGGUCCUCACUCGGCAUCACAAUGGAUGGAUGGAUGGAUGGAUGGAUGGAUGGAUGGAUGGAUGGAUGGAUGCAGCGCUGUGCUCACCCUCCACCUGCUUCCAGCCCCUGAGGAGGACAACUCAAGGCUCCCUAGGCCGUGUUCCCAUCAGAGAGUCCCAUGCACUUUGUGUUUAUAUGAGCCUCAUUGACCAGAACACACUGCCCCAGAGUUGGAUAUUAACAUUUUGCAAGCUAUCUGCCUCUGUAUUUAGCUCGACCUUGUUGCAGGUUAUUGUAUAUUUAUAUGGAUUUGAUGCCCUGGCUCAAGGGGUACGUCCGCGGUGUGUGGGGAGCAAACCAGCGACCAGACCAGGCUGCCCUCCUUUUAGAACUACUGCAGGCAGGGGGAGAGGAGGCGAGGAGGAAGAUGAUGGGUUUAAGUAUUGAGCAUGUGCCAAGAAUACCUCUACAAGUGUCCUUCUGCUCGCGCAUCUGAAUGUAAUCUGCAUCAAACGUAUAGUAUUUUUUAUUUUUAUGUCCUCCAGUUUCUGCGUGACUCAGCCGUCCUGGACUAGACAUCUGUGGGUAGAUCCACUCUAUAUCAGAGCAACAUGGCAAUCAUCAGAGCUUGUUUACUGGAGUCGGUCAGAGUCCGUAUGAAGCUAGAAGGCUGUAGAUUGCAAGCUAAUGAGAACUGCCUCAGCAUGAACAUAGUUUGAGUUUAUUUGGGCAAUUUUAAAAAUACCCAAACAUAACAGAGUUAACAUAUAAUAAAGCCUCCUCCUAAAUAAUGACCCUCAAAUGCAGAAGAGUCACACCAUGUUUGUUCUUGACUAGGCAGCAUGAUACUACGAUCUUACCCCCCAAUGUGUACUAGAUGUGGCUGAUCCGCAUUUAGCUUCCAAUGUGGACGGCAGCAACGCAAAAUUCACUGCGGAAUGUACAUAUUUAUUCGCAAUUGACUAGACAACUGUUUAUGAUAUGAUGCAUUUAGUUUGCUACUGACUUUGUCUUAAUGUACACUAUUGGUCAAAAGUGUGGAAUCAGCUGUUAAACUGAUGUUCUUCUUUCAUUCAGUAAUAACUAGUAUAACAGAGAAGUACUGUAUACUGUAUAAUUCAGACACUAAAUGUGAAGUAGUUUUGGCCCCAAAAGAUGAAGAAUGAAGUGAUAUUAACUUCCAUUUAGUCCACGCCCCCACUGUUUUGCAUGACAGAGGCGAAAUCUGUUGGAACCUGAUUUUUUUGUUUUUUCCAGUACAGAAAAAACAAAAUAUGACCCUUGAUCAUUAUUAAACCACAACGGUGCAAUUGGGCUCUCAAUAUUAAAUUUGCUCGUCCUCUCAGCCCUCUUACUGUACCCAUCAAGCAUUUUUUUGGUGAGGAGAUUCCAAACUUUUGAACUGUUGUGUACAAACACCAAAACUGCUAGUUUUUCUUGUUUCUGUCACCAAUCAUAAAUGAGCUGCAACAUUUUUUUAUUUUCUGUAAAACACAAACAAUAUUGAAAUGUGUUUGUUGAAGAACAAACAUUGUUCUUCAACAAACACUCCCAGUGAACAUGUGAACUGUAACAGAGACGCGACGAAGCUGUGGUGCAACCAGAACGUGCUUAGCAGCAUCUAGAGGACAUGAAAGUCCAGUUUUAUGUAUGACUUGCAUCUCGGAUCAAACUGCUGAGUGUCACUGUUGUGUAGGCCAGACAAGUUUUUGAAUUAUACAAUACAUGUUCAGGGUCAGAGUAUUUGACCGGCGUAUCUUUAAGAUUGAAUAAUCACUUUUUCUUCCUAUCUCAUCAGCCCGUGUUUACCGCAUUACACACAAAGAAGAUGUUGUUAUAAUAGUAAGAAAGUGAAGUAAAUCACAGAUGUUUCUAUCCUAAUGUCGGCCAUGCAAAAUGAUUUUCUUGCAUGACUGGUAAAUUAAUCAUAUCACAAACCUGGGCCUUGUUAAUCAGACAGGGAUGGGUUUUGCUCGAUUUGACUGUGGGUGAUUUGACACGUUUGGAUUUUUUAAUUCUUCAACCCUGGCAUGAAAUUCAUCUUGAGCUGUUGUCAUAGCAACAUGUCCUACAGCUCAAGCUGCAUUGUGACAAGAUCAAGGUGAGCCCCAAACAUGAAGUUAGUUUGAGAAACAAAUGACUCUUAUUAAUAUGGUUGUGAAUAGAAACAUAUCGGUAGGAUUCAGAUUUUAUAUAAAAACCUUGGGAUCUGUUGGGACUGUCUUUAUAUAGCGCUUUUCUAGUCUUUAUGACCCCUCAAAGCCCUUUUCACUGUGCUUUGCACUGCCCUCUCCUGGUUCCAGUCCUACCUCUCCUACAGACACCAACUCAUCACAAACAACAACUGCGACCAAUGAAAAGUUCCUGUCACCCAUGGUGUCCCCCAGGGUUCAGUGCUUGGUCCCCUUCUCUUCAUCCAAUACAUGCUACCAUAAGGACAGAUGCUCCGCCGCCAUGGCCUACAGUUUCACUGUUAUGCUGAUGACACUUAACUUUACCUCUCCUCCAAGACCAUCACUGCGGCAGUAUCUGUUCAAGCGAUCACCCCAGUCCAAGAACCUCCACUGGCACCAAGUUAAACACGGGAUAAACUUAGAUCCUACUCACCACCAAUACGGCCCGCAACAACCUUGUUCUUCCUUGUUGAUACCAUUUAUUCUAAUACUUACUUAAUUUAUUCUUGAUUUUUUUCUGUCUGUAUUAAAGAGUUUACUGCUUGUUUUUCAGUAUGUAAAGGGUCUUUGAGGACUUUGAAAAGCGCUAUAUAAACCUGAAGUAUUAUUAUUAAUACACAAGCCAGCAUGUAUGACAUGUAGGCUGCAGGGGAAAGGGAUCCUACCAUCAAAAAAUGACUUUAGCACUGAACAAUAAUUUUGCAUUGACUUGAAGGCAUAGGGCAAAGUUAUGUUGAUGUUGACUUCAGACUCACUGUGAUCUCACUCUCUUCUAAUCAUUGCCCAGAAUAAUAGCAGAACACCAAAACGUUCCCCACUAUCACUUCACUAGGCCCUGUCAAGGGCUGCUAUCUCAGGCCCCUCAGCCGUCAGUCACAAUCAGUGUUACUAUCAAAGACAUGAAUUGAGCUUUAUGAAUCUAUCACUUUAUUAAGAUCAACUGUAUAAUGAAAUCUGUUUGUGUUGCUUUAUACACUCUGGCUAAGUUUGAGCUCACCUUGCUGUAGGCGUUUGUGGACUUGAUGAUGGUCAGAUGCUCAGGCCAAAGUAUUCAUAUCUUUGUCAGCUGUGUAAAAGAACAUGUUAAAGAAUAAAGAUAUAUGUGAUCCUGUAUUUAUAACAUGUUUGUCGGGUUUUUUUGUUCAAUCAAAUUGUGUUUAUCAACAAAGAAUUGUAUGCUGACAGUAAGAGCACAGCAGAUAGUGUUCAAAUACCAACAGCAAGUCAUGUGAUACAAGGAACACAACCAAGCUGAAGUUUUCUCUGAUUAGAGUCUCUCCAAUUGUUAAAAUAAAUAAU